AAUUAUAAAAAAAAAAAUUAACAAGUAUCAGUUAUUACAGUAAUGAAUAAUUAAAUAAUAAUAAAUAAUCAAAAAAAAAAAUAGAAAAUGAAAAUAGGCAAAUCAAUAUUGUUAUUAUUAGUUAUAUAUAUAUUUUCAAUAGUUAAAUCUAUUGAAAUUCACAAAAACCCAAAUAUUAAAAACUCAAAUGUUAAAAACCCACAGAAAAACCCAUAUAGUAAAGACGAUAUUGGAGGUGAUAAGGAGGAUAAAACAUUAAAAAAAAUUCAGGUCGGUAGAAAUGGAUUAAAUGAUACUUUAUAUUGGGGCACAUACAAACCUCAGCAAUAUUUCGGUUUAAAAACUAGAUCAAUCGAGCCAAUUAACACAGGUUUAAUUUGGUCUACCCCUAAUAUCAAUUAUGGUUUCAACAGAUUCAAUUAUAAAACCAGUCAAGGUGGUGAUGGUGUAGCUUCAUACAAGUGGUUAAAGCAUGAUGGUAAAAAUUUUGGUGUUCAAGAAAUCCAAGAUAGCAAAGGAAAUUUAAAUUUAACAACAUCAUUUGUUAAAAAAUCUGGUAAAAAAGGUGGUGACUGGUCAAUUAGAGUUAGUGGUAAAACAAAUGAAACAAAUAUUAAUAGUCAACCAAUAACAUCAUUAAUUUAUUUUAUUCAUGACGAAAGUAUCAAGAGAUCACGAGGCGAAACCAAUUUUUUAAGUGUUCAAAACCAUAAGAAGGGCGACACAGAUAAUAUUAAUGGUGAUUUACAAAUUAAGGGUGAACAUAAAGAGAUUGGUAAAUAUACACUCUACUUUUCAGAUAUAUCAAAUAAAGAAAAACAACAGGAAACUUUAAAAAAAUAUAAAUUAGUCGAUGAACAUCCAGAUAUUGAAGGUUGGCGUUACUAUGGUGUUUCAAAAUUCACAGAAAACAAUUGGGAUAUAUUACCAACUAUUUUUGAUAUGACCACUAAAAUACAUCUUAAUCCAGUUGCAGAUAAAUGGGUAAAAGACCAAAGAAAAAUUAUUAUACCAACAUUACCAAAUAUAAUAAAUGAAAAAUCAAAUAUUAUUGCAAUUCAAAGAGUUUUAACUGUACCAUUCGAUGUAGUUGAAGAAAUUGUAAAAUCAUUAUUUGUUGGAUCUAAUUUCGAUAAUUUAUUUAAUCAACAUGAAAAACAAUUUGAUGAUAAAUUUAAUCUCAAAUUUAAUUAUGAAAAACUCCGUAAACACCCAGAAUAUGUUUAUAAAGUUACAAAAGAAUCACUCAGUAGUUUAAUUGGUGGUUUUGGUUAUUGGUACGGUAGUUCAUUAUUUGAAAGUUCAUCAGGUAGAUUUUUAAAAACCAAACCAGUUGCAUUAUAUUCAGCAACACCAAGUAGAACAGCAUUCCCAAGAGGAUUUUUAUGGGAUGAAGGUUUCCAUCAGUUGGUUGUAUCAUCAUUUGAUAUUGAUUUAACAAUCGAAUCACUAUCACAUUGGUUUAAUAUAAUGAAUAAAAACGGUUGGAUUCCAAGAGAACAAAUUUUAGGACGUGAAGCACAAUCAAUGGUGCCAGACGAAUUUGUUAAGCAAUCACCCAUAAUAGCUAAUCCACCAACUAUAAUACUAGCAGUAAACAAAUUAAUUGAACUUGCAGAAGUCCACAAAAAAGCAGGUCACAAAGAAGAGUUUGAUAAAAUUUUCGAAUUUAUAAAUGAAGCUUACCCAAGAAUUCAAAGAUUCUAUCAAUACUAUUGGAAAACUCAAAAGUCAGGUGCUUUAGAGAAUGCAUUCCGUUGGAGGGAUAGAAAAGUUAAUCAUACCCUCGCAUCAGGUCUCGAUGAUUAUCCAAGAGCUGACAUCCCAUCAGAUGCCGAAAUUCAUGUAGAUUUAAACAGUUGGAUGGCAUUCUUUGCUCAAUCACUAGCUAAAAUAUCCGAAUUUAUAGAUAAGAAAGAGGAUACUGUAACCUAUCAAAAUCAAUUUAAUGCCAUCUUUAAAGUCAUCGAAGAUUACCAUUGGGAUCCAGAAGAAAAUCUUUUCCAAGAUAUUUUGCUCCAUCCAAAUGGCACUAAAGAGUUUAUAAAAACAUAUGGUUAUUUAAAUUAUUUCCCAUUGAUGUUGGGUAUUCUUCCAGAAGAUUCUCCAAAGAUUCCACCACUUGUUUCAACAUUAAAAGAUGUCAAUGGUAUUUGGUCAAGAUGGGGUAUUCGUUCAUUAUCAAUCAAAGAUAAGCAUUUUGGUACCAACGAAAACUAUUGGAGAGGACCUAUUUGGAUUAAUAUCAACUAUUUAUUCACCCACUCUAUGUAUAAAAAAUAUAUGAAAAAUUCACUUUCAGUUUCAGACCUUUACAUUUCCUUAAGAUUUAAUCUCUUAUCAAAUGUAGGUAAAAAAUAUAUAGAAACUGGAUUCUUUUGGGAACAAUAUGAUCCAAUUAAUGGUAAUGGUCAAAGAAAUCAUCCAUUCAAUGGUUGGACUUCAUUAAUUUCCUUAAUAAUUUCAGAACAAUAUUAAAAAAAAAACAAAAUAAUAAAAUAAAUAAAUAAAUAAAUAAAAUCAAAAAAAAAUAUAAAAGAAAAAAUAAUAUUU
This is a messenger RNA of Dictyostelium purpureum, 2553 nucleotides long. RefSeq lists its product as uncharacterized. Bases 88 to 2478 code for a protein of 796 amino acids. The transcript is spliced from 4 exons. Lineage: Eukaryota; Evosea; Eumycetozoa; Dictyosteliales; Dictyosteliaceae. Gene Ontology annotation, molecular function: Glc3Man9GlcNAc2 oligosaccharide glucosidase activity. The record is from RefSeq and is a predicted model, not a curated record. Gene Ontology annotation, cellular component: endoplasmic reticulum membrane. Gene Ontology annotation, biological process: protein N-linked glycosylation; oligosaccharide metabolic process.